AUGCUCGCCUCCAAGCCACCGUAUACCGCCAGUGCUGGCAAUACCCAGCCGAUGCCCAUCCGCAACUUCUCCGAGACCUCGACCAGAACCCAAAUGACCUCGAUGGCUCUCCAGGAUGGUCUCUUUACCUCCCCAACGGACUCUGAAUUCUCCGAUGUCUAUGACGGGCUGGACUCGAUACGGGCAUGGGACGAGAAAAAGGUUGGAGAGUGGCUGCACUCAAUCCGCUGUGGACAGUAUGAAUCUCUCUUCAAGGCCAACAACUUCACCGGCGAGAGUCUGCUGGAAUGUGAUCAAAAGAUUUUGUCAGAAAUGGGCAUCAAGAAAAUCGGUGACCGUGUCCGAAUCAAUGUUGCAAUCAAACAACUUCGAAACAAGUCGUCCCUGUUGCGGUCCAGGAGAAACCGGGACAGUCUUGCUAUCUUGGAUGGCAUUGCUGGGACUCCGUCGUCCUCCGACUCUCCUCGAACUCACGGAUCCAGGUCUCACAAUGGCAGCGGCAAGCGCUUCUCUCGCCAGCUCGACUCCUCUGUUCUACAGAAUUUCAACUCGGCUAGCACAGGGUUCAAAGUUGGAUCGAGACCAAGCUCACCUUUAGCUGAUGUACACAGCGCAGGUCUCAGAUCCCAUCGUUACGCGCAGAGCCCCAUGGACAGUGGAAGAAACGCCUCUGGCGGAGGAUACUUUAGCCAACCAGGGUCAGCAAAUUCUACGUCCGGCAGACGACCUGAAACUCCGCAACUCGCAAAUCAAACGACACGAGCAGCUCAUCUCCGACAGAACUCGAGUAUCGAUGGCCUGACGCCAGGUGGACUGCCGUCGGGAUCUCCCGUCAUCAAAAUCAUCCACAACGGCGGCCAAACAAAGGUUGUCAAUAUCAAGUUCUGUCGCACGGCUGACGAUGUGACGUCGACGGUGCUGAAAAAGCUACAUCUUCCAGAAACGCAUUUUCGCAAUUAUUGUUUCUAUGUCCUCAACGGCCUGGAACCAGAUCCAGGAAAUUGUCGUCGAGUAAGCGACAGCGAACUUAUGAGAAUUUGUAAUGAGUCGACCCGGUCCGAGAGAAAUAGGUUGAUCCUCAGAAAGAUUAAUGACGGGCCUCCCGAUGUGGACGAACUCCACAAGGCUGCUAAAAUCGCGGCCGAUGAAUCACAAGUUCUGCACAGCAACGCACUGAGCUCGAACAACAUGCGCAACCAAAUCAAGCUUCAAAAGCUGACGGGCGAAUCCUGGCACAAUAUUCAGGUACCCAUCUCGCCAGUCACCACUACAGAUCGAAAUCGAAACAUCAUUGCUACUGCGGACGAAUAUGACCGACAGGAAGCCCAACAACACCUGAGAGUCCCUAGUAACCAGAGUACGAAGCUUCGUACGUUCUUUGGGGCACGACCUCCUAGCGAGAUGAUUGUGCAGGAGUUGACGUCUUAUUUCCCUGCUCACCAACGCGAGGAUAUCGAAAAGACUAUGAGACUGUCGGUCCGCCGCUCACAGCGCAUGAGUCGUGCACAAAGUCGUUUGAGCGUGAUGAGUAAUGUGAGCAUGGCUUCCAGUCUCAAGGAUGCUCCUCCCGUACCAAGCAUUCCUAGUAUCGCCGACUCCUGGGUCUACCAGACCGGCACGAGCUCUCGUGCUCCUGCAGCACGACCACUAUCCGUAGUGUCGAAUAGGUUCAACCUCAUGAGUCAGUCGUUCCGAGAUUCAAUCGCCUCUUCAACACUGCACCCAUUGCAGGAAGAAUCUCCUAUCGAGCCGAACAGGAAGUCAUACGUCUCGUUUGACAGCGGUUCCGACACUGCGGCCCAGAGCGAAGCAGCUAGGGCAAGCUACUUCGACGAGAGUCCUGGGGUUACCUUGAACAACGACAACAUGAAUGAACGGCUGUCGGUGAUCGUUGCUGAGGAUGGCGAGGAAGAAGAUCAGGAAUUGAACUCGUUCCUUCAAGGAAACAGCUUCGACAAGAACAACUGGAUGAAGGGCGACUUGAUCGGCGAAGGCUCGUUCGGCAGUGUCUACCUCGCCCUCCACGCUGUAACUGGUGAGUUGAUGGCAGUCAAGCAAGUGGAGUUGCCAAAUGUGGCAAAAGGUACCGAAGGUGAUAAGAAGAAGACGGCCAUGAUUGCGGCGUUGAAGCAAGAGAUCACGCUCUUGCAGGGCCUGCGCCACCCACAUAUCGUGCAGUACUUGGGUACUUCGUCGGACGAGGAGCACCUCAACAUUUUCCUCGAGUAUGUUCCUGGUGGCUCCAUCGCCGGCAUGCUCAAGCAAUACAACACCUUCCAAGAACCUCUGGUCCGAAACUUUACUCGACAAAUUCUCGAGGGCCUAUCCUAUCUGCACGCUCGCAACAUCAUUCAUCGAGACAUCAAGGGCGCCAACAUUCUGGUCGACAACCGCGGUGCCGUGAAAAUUUCCGAUUUUGGUGUCUCCAAGAAAACGAACUUCAAUGGCAUGAAUUCUGCGCCCGGCACGCGCACAUCCCUCCAAGGAAGCGUCUUCUGGAUGGCUCCUGAGGUGGUCCGCCAGUCGGGGCAGUCGAUCAAGUCGGACAUCUGGUCAGUCGGAUGUCUUGUGGUGGAGAUGUUCACAGGAUCCCGCCCAUUCCCGUCAAUGACAACCCUCCAGACUCUGUUCGCCGUGGGAAGCAACAACGAGAAACCGACCAUUCCCGAACAUGCGAGUGAGGAUGCGAAGCGGUUCAUGGGGAAGACCUUCGAGGUUGACCAUGAGAAGAGGCCCGGCGCGGAUGAGUUGUUGAGAGAGACGUUUCUGUUGCCUACAGCGUGA
Molecule: messenger RNA, 2784 nt
Organism: Fonsecaea multimorphosa CBS 102226
Lineage: Eukaryota; Fungi; Ascomycota; Eurotiomycetes; Chaetothyriales; Herpotrichiellaceae
Exons: 1
Coding region: 1-2784 (927 amino acids)
Biological process (GO): signal transduction; protein phosphorylation
Molecular function (GO): ATP binding; protein kinase activity; protein binding
Source: RefSeq, a predicted model, not a curated record